GUCACAUUUGUCACCAAGAGGAGACGACCUACAACAAUUUUCAUAGAAUACUCUUUCCAUUAGGCCUCGUUUCUCAUGUCAAUUGCUUCUAAAAUUCCCAUGGAGCUCGAGAGUUCCAAUGCGUCUUCAUGACUCGAAACAAUCUCGGCGAUCAUUUACCUUGGCUUCUCGCGAAUGUUGCUCUAAACGCGCCAAACGCGCCCGUUUUACCACCAGCUUCUAACCAAUCGCCCUCCGAUCCUACCUCUUCUCUCGAUCGCUCCACGAAUCUACGUCCGCAAACGCGUCGUCGACCUGUUCCCGAAUCAUCUUUAUAUCCAAUUCUUCCUGUUCCUCAACCUGUGCAACCGGACUCGACUAAUGGGUCUAACAAAUCGGCUGCAAAACCUCUCCAAGUACCCCGGGGGGAAACGGUAGCAGGGAGGGAGAGGGAAACGGAAAGCAUGGGACGUCUAACUUCGAAAUCCGGUUCGAAACGACCGACUCUCGUCUUACGCCAGGAGCAAUUACUCACUCCGACUUCUACGCACGGAGGAGGUGCGGGGUCUCUUGCGAAGGAGUACGCGGCCUUGUUGAAGAACUCAGGUACCGCAAGUUCGGCUAAGAAAAGAACCUCGCCCCGACGCGAGUUCCCAACACCGGGCCCAACGUUUGGGAGUGACCGUACCUUCGACACCGUCGACUUAACUGGAGAUGAUGAAUUGACUUCGCCUAAUUCUGUUGCGUUUGGAAGUACUAUUAGGCUAUGGCGGGAAGACUUUGCUGUGCGGCCUGAGCCGGCUUCCACAACUGAGAAUUCCGUUGCAUUUGGGACUGAUAUUGCGCUUUGGGACGAAGAGCAUGCUACGCGAGCGGAACCCAUUCCCACAACUACGGAAAACUCAGUAGCCUUUGGGACCGACGUUAUGGUAUGGGAGGAGGAACAUGCUUCGAGGCCAGUACCACUGACGCCAAAGAGAGGUAAAAAAAGAAAAAGCGAUCAAAUCAGUCGACCACCUGCUACCACUGUCGCUGACGCAGAUGACUUCCCCGAUAUAUACGAAGUUCUGUCCGAGGAAGAGGUCGUGUCUUCCCAUCUAAAACGGUCUCCGACGAAAUCACCAGCGAAAUCGAAGCUGAAGACCGAGGUUACUCGAACGCCAUCGAAGCCCAUACCUUCGCCCAAGAAGGAAACAUCUCGUCGAGUGAAAAGGGAGACGGUAAUCUCCGAUGACUCGCCGUUCGACACUGAGCGCACUAUAAAGCAAUCUCCCCUCAAGGCAUCCCGGAAGAACAAGGCUCUGCGCGAUGUGACACCCGUUGAGACCAGGGAUGCCAUCCUUUCUAAGCAUGACUCGUCUUCGGAGGCUCCCGAGACUCCCAGAGCACAGAUGACCCAACGGCCACGGGAUUUAAAGAGCAAUGAUCGAGUUAUCGAGGAUUCUGAUGAUGAACUAAUGAGUCCUCCUGAUUUCGAAGUGCCAGGCAGUACGGCUCUUUCGAAUAACCGCCCUAGAGCAUCUGUUCGAGUAUCUCAAGAUGAUGACUUUGUCGUGGCCUAUGACACGCCCUCGAAGCCAAGACAAGCAGCUACUAGCGUAAGACGUACACCACAUCGAUCACCUCGGAAACCUGACCAAAGCCUAUCAUCUAACCUUGGUAUAACGAGAGAUCAUGAUCGUGAUCUAGGAGCUGCGGGUCCCUCGCAGGGAUCCCAAACUCCGUAUGAACCAAGCGUUGAGAUCGAUGACAAGGAGAAAAACGCUAUCCUUGAAUUAUUCUUAGAUCAACCGUCCGUUAUUGAGAGGAAAAGGAAAUCUCUGGAAGAGAAAUUGCGAGAAAAUAAGGAUGCUUACACGCAUGCCCUAAAAAGGGGGGAACUCGCACCCAGAGGCCUGCUUAGGCGGGAGAAAGAGCAGCUUGCGCAGCAGCAAGCAGCCUUGGACGAGCUCUGUGGCGAAUAUCGAUCAUAUGAGGAUGUCCAACUUAAAAAGGAGGCUCUGAUUGCGCGAAUAACGGAUGCUUAUGACCAGGAUCUGGAUACACAGGACGACGAGGCUCGCCUUGAGGAAUUGGAGAAUUUGCUUAAGGGACGGCAAUUGUCGCUGAAGGAUAGCAUCGUGAAGGCGGGCAUCGACAAUCGAGAGUUAUUCGAGAGUGACCAGAUUCACGAUGCGGAAACGUACCACACAAACCCUGUUGUGCAAGCAACACAGCCAGCUAGAACCACCCAGCAGACGAGUCUCUCGCGAGAGUCAACCCUCGUCCCACGAGGUGGUACGCAAGUUAUCCUGCAAACCCAGCUUCCUCGACAGAUAGAUCCUCUACCAAUUCCUAAACAGGACUACAUUGAACCACCAUCCUUGCCGCAGAGUUCAAUGGGAAGGCACCGUCGCCGGGUUGCUUCUUCUUCACCCGAUAUCGAUCAAAUGAUCGAAGAUCAGCCUCCUUUUACCAUAGCUAGUAGCAGCAAGCUGACAAGAACCCCGGCUCGUCAGAAGUCAACCGUGACUGUGGAACCGGACCCCUAUGACUUUGAGGAAGAGGAUGGCCUAUUCGAGGAGCCGUUACCACCGCCUAGUCGCCGAACAGCAAAGAAGACGGCAACAAAUGUGCAAUCAGCGAGCGUCAGGACACAUAAGAGUCCAACUAAGGCAAAAUCUACCCGUCAGCAGGGUUACCAGAGUGAUUAUAGUGAUGAUGUUGACAUGGUCCAGUUUGCAGAGGAAUUUGACCUUCGACAGUCAUCAGCGGAAAGCAGGCAACCUAGGCCCCAGCGAUCUAUUCUUUCGGAAACGUCGGGCAAUGUGGGGGUACGGCCUCAGAAAACAGCCAUCCAGAAACUGACAGAUCCUUUAAAGUCAGGACAGAUCCCACGCGAAAUUAAGAAUCGUCCAUGGUUCAAAGACGUGAGAAGGGCGUUGAAAGAUAGGUUUAGGAUGACCGGUUUCCGACAUAAUCAACUGGAGGCGAUUGACGCUACUCUAUCCGGCAAGGACGCUUUCGUCUUGAUGCCUACGGGAGGUGGAAAGUCUCUUUGCUACCAACUUCCGGCCGUCGUGACUUGUGGAAAGACGCAUGGUGUCACCGUCGUCGUAUCCCCCCUUCUCAGUUUGAUGCAGGACCAAGUAGACCAUCUAAACGCACUGAAUAUCGUGGCAGCUUCUUUCAGUGGUGACAAAAGCGCACACGACCGUGCCGAGAUCUUAGGAUGGCUGCAGGAACGGAACCCGGAACUUCAUCUACAGCUCCUCUAUGUCACGCCAGAAAUGAUCAAUAAGAGCACCCAAUUCCAAGACGGACUGAGAGCACUCUAUCGCAACAAGAAGCUCGCUCGUCUCGUCAUCGACGAAGCUCACUGCGUUAGCCAAUGGGGCCAUGACUUUCGACCAGAUUACAAAGAACUUGGCAGUUUUCGAACCAGUUAUCCUGGUGUACCUAUCAUGGCCUUGACAGCCACUGCAACCAAGAAUGUCAUCUUGGACGUCAAGCACAAUUUAGGAAUUGAAGAAUGUGCGGAGUUCUCUCAAAGCUUCAAUCGCCCUAAUCUUUACUACGAAGUUUUGAGAAAGGAGAAGGACAGUGUCGAAAGUAUAGCGGACUUGAUUAAUACAAAAUACAGUGGGCAGACAGGCAUCGUCUACACUCUUUCUCGGAAGUCAGCAGAGAAGAUUGCUGAGAAGCUGCGAGGCCAUGGUAUAGCAGCCCAGCACUACCAUGCGAGCAUAAAAGUCGAAGAAAAAGCGAAAGUCCAGAAGCAGUGGCAGGCCGGGAAGGUUAAGGUCGUUGUCGCGACCAUUGCUUUUGGCAUGGGAAUUGACAAGCCUGACGUCCGCUUCGUCAUCCAUCACUCGAUCCCGAAGAGUCUCGAAGGGUAUUACCAGGAGACCGGCCGUGCCGGCCGAGACGGCUUACCGUCCGAAUGCUAUCUAUACUUUAGUUACGGCGAUGUUACCUCUAUGAGGAGGCUCAUCACAGAUGGUGACGGCAGCGAGGAGCAGAAGGAAAGACAGAGGAAUAUGCUAAACACCGUCACAGCCUUUUGCGAUAACCAGAGCGACUGCCGCCGAGUUGAGAUCCUCCGCUACUUUGGAGAGACAUUCGAUAAGGCGGAAUGCGGUAAAGGCUGCGAUAACUGCCUAAACAACGAUGUAUUCGAGCAAAAGGACUUCAGUGAAUACGCGAUAGCCGUCCUGGAGAUCGUGCGGUCUCAAGGGAAACUCACGCUCAACCAGUGCACGGAUUUCCUGAUGGGGAAGAAAAAGCUGUCAGAAUAUAAGAGCGGCACCGAACAUUACCGUGGAAUAGCAAAGCAGAUGCCUAAAAACGAGAUCCAUCGCAUCAUUGAUCGACUCGCUGCUGAGGGCGCAUUAAGUGAAGAGAAUGCCUUCAACCACAAGGCUAGAAUUGCUAUUCAGUACUUUAGGGCUGGAUACGGGGCACGUGCAUUCCUAAACGGCCAACGUAAACUUCUCCUGACUACCCGAGUUAAGAGCAAGGAUAGUCAGAGCAGUGUACCUAAAAGACAAACACGGAUCAGCAAACCGUCAACUGCCGCGACGAAGCGCGGUACUUCGGGCAACGUCCCAUCCACCAAUGUAUCUUCACCUAUCCUGGGCAAGGAUCGCAAAAAGAAAGGGAAAGCAGUGGCGAUGUUGGACGACGACGAGAGCGACGAGGACUAUUCUAGAUUCAGCAAUGGGUACGCCAAAGAUGGAUUUGUUGUACCUGAUGAUACCGAUGACGAUUUUGAGACGAUGCCUCCUCAGUCUAGAAGUCGAUCACAACGAAAGUCGUUAGGUCCGCCAAUAUCGCACGAUGCGCGGAUGAAUGACGCCGAACUGUCUGAUAUUCACGACGACAUCAUCAGCAAUUUUCUCAAAGAAGCCAAGGACCUGGAAGAAAACCUGCGGAACUCCAAGAAUCUGCGCACCCCUAUUUUCACCGAGCAGCACCUCCGCGAGAUGGCCAUAAGAUGGACGAUUACGCUGGAUAGAAUGCGCUUGAUCCCGGGUAUCAACGGUGAUAAGGUAGAUAGGUAUGGCAAUAUGUUCAUACCUCUAAUCCGGCAAUAUCACAUCCGGUAUGAGGAAAUCAUGGGGGGCACCGCCCCGGCAUCCGGCUCUCGUAAUGUGGUGGACCUCGUGUCGAGCGACGAGGAAAUGGAAGACGUCGGCUACGACGACGACAUGGACGACCAGGGCGCGGUAUCAUCCUACUUCCCGGGACCGGGCCCAUCCGCGCGCACGGGGCGAGGAGCUUCGGCCACAGCCACGGCAUCCCGCGCACGCUCGACAUCGUCAGCGCCUCGCGCGGCUAAAGCGAAUACAUGGCGCGGAGGGAAGAAGCCCUUUCAGCGUAGGUCGUCGGGGGCUUCUAGCAGAGGAGGCAAGGCGUACGGGGGCGUCAAGAAGAAGGCCACGGCCGGCAGUCGCAAGACCACAGCUGGCACGUCGUCCGCAGCUUUCGGGGGACCGUCGAGAUCGACGGCGAAGUCGAGUAGAGGGGGUAGGUCGCAAGGGGCAGGGGCGAGCCAUAGCGGCAUCGGACUCAUGCAGUAUUAACGGCUCGAGUCAAGCCGAGCCGAAUCGGGUUGGUUAAAGGUCUUUGGAACGAGUGCGCGUUGUUGCUACAUACCCACUUCCCGCUUUUUACGUUUAACAUUAUCACGCUCUCUGCAUAUGGCUCUGGAUGAACGAACUAACUAAAUUUACUGCAUGGCAUGGCUAAGGCUACAGGCGGAGACGAUGGCGAAGGCGUACUUUGGAGACUUAGUGCUUCAGGGGCAGGCGUUUGAUAUUUAUAUAUGACAUACAGUACCUAGUUACAUGCAUAUUACAACCAUA
Messenger RNA from Annulohypoxylon truncatum, 5825 nucleotides. RefSeq lists its product as uncharacterized. Gene Ontology annotation, molecular function: 3'-5' DNA helicase activity; four-way junction helicase activity; nucleic acid binding. Gene Ontology annotation, biological process: double-strand break repair via homologous recombination; DNA replication. The coding region runs from base 129 to 5543 and encodes 1804 amino acids. Lineage: Eukaryota; Fungi; Ascomycota; Sordariomycetes; Xylariales; Hypoxylaceae. The transcript has 3 exons. Gene Ontology annotation, cellular component: cytoplasm; chromosome; RecQ family helicase-topoisomerase III complex. The record is from RefSeq and is a predicted model, not a curated record.